Molecule: messenger RNA, 2039 nt
Organism: Brachypodium distachyon (stiff brome)
Lineage: Eukaryota; Viridiplantae; Streptophyta; Magnoliopsida; Poales; Poaceae
Product: protein DETOXIFICATION 29
Exons: 8
Coding region: 353-1852 (499 amino acids)
Biological process (GO): xenobiotic detoxification by transmembrane export across the plasma membrane
Cellular component (GO): membrane
Molecular function (GO): antiporter activity; xenobiotic transmembrane transporter activity
Source: RefSeq, a predicted model, not a curated record
CCACUGGUUUAUUGAAUCGAACGCCUUGAGACCUUGAGCUGGAGGAAUGGGCUCCGGGUGAUACUUAAGUUCUGUCGAGCCAAUCAGUACUAGUACUACUACUUGCUGUAGCAUGCGGUCGUACCAUUCAUUGUUGAGCCGUUGGCUGAGGGAGUAAUGGUUGCCGGGGUUAGAUAGUACAGCAGCACUAUUCUUUACCAGAUCUAGAAUUCUCAUUAUUGUUUUUCAAUUGCCUGAUUAUAUGUUUGCGAGGACACACGGAUCUUGUAAGAACAGAAGCUGAUAUUUGCUCAUCUCCUGCAUCUGGAUCGAUGUCUCCGCGCCUUACUAGAUCGACAGCAGGAAAUUAAGUAUGAAGAGGCUUGCUCGCAAGAGCUGGGAGGAGUCAAAGCUACUGUGGCGCGUGGCCUUCCCGGCGGUCCUGACCGAGGUGUUCCAGUUCUCCAUCGGCUUCGUCACGGCCAGCUUCGUCGGCCACAUCGGCGUCGUGGAGCUCGCCGCGGUCACCGCCGUAGAGAGCAUCCUGGAGGGCUUCGCCUACGGAGUCCUGUUCGGCAUGGGCUGCGCCCUGGACACGCUGUGCGGGCAGGCCGUGGGCGCGGGGCACCUGGACAUGCUGGGCGUCUACGUGCAGCAGUCCUGGAUCGUCUGCGGCGCCGCCGCGGCCGCGCUCGCGCCGGUGUACGCCCUGGCGACGCCGAUCCUGAGGUCCCUCCUCCGGCAGCCCGCCGCCGUGGCCGACGCCGCGGGCCCGUACGCGCGCUGGGCCGCCCCGCGGCUGCUGGCCCACGCCGCCAACUUCCCGCUGCAGAAGUUCUUCCAGACCCAGAGCAAGGUCUGGGCCCUGGCGCUCAUCUCCGCCGUGGGCCUGGGGGCCCACGUCGCUCUCACCUAUGUCGCCGUCAGGAGGCUCGGCUGCGGCCUCCGCGGGGCCGCCGUGGCCGGGAACGUCUCCUACUGGCUUAUCGACGCCGCGCAGCUCGCCUACUUGCUUAGCGGCAGAUUCCCUGACGCCUGGAAGGGCUUCUCCGUCGAUGCGUUCAAGAACCUCGCCGCGUUCGUCAAGCUCUCCCUCGUGUCAGCCAUCAUGGUCUGUUUGGAAUUUUGGUACUACGCUGCAUUGCUCAUUCUUGUGGGUCUCCUGAAGAAUGGCCAACUCCAGCUGGAUAUCAUGUCAGUUUGCAUCAACUACGAGUUCUGGAUCAUGAUGGUCGCACUAGGCUUCAGCGAAGCAGUCAGCGUUAGGGUGUCGAACGAGCUCGGAGCGGGCAGACCAAAGUCGGCCAAGUUCGCGGUGGCCGUGGCGGCCACAACAACGGCCUUCAUCGGUGCCAUCUUCAUGGCUGUCUUCUUCAUUUGGAGGAGUAGCUUGCCUAGGGUCUUCAGCGAAAACGAGGAGGUGAUACAGGGAGCCGCAAGGAUGGGGUAUCUGCUCGCUGUCACUGUCUUCUUCGUCAGUAUCGGGCCAGUGCUCUCGGGUGUGGCUGUAGGAGCAGGGUGGCAAUUGCUGGUAGCAUUCGUAAACAUCGGUUGUUACUAUUUGGUGGGCAUUCCAGCUGGGGUCCUGUUUGGUUUCAAGUUUAAACUGGGGGCAUUGGGGAUAUGGAUGGGCAUGCUAACAGGCACGUUACUUCAGAUGACCAUACUUCUUUGCAUUAUCAAGAGAACACAGUGGGAGAAACAGGCCACAUUGGCAGCAGCGAGGAUCUUAGAGUUGGGAGGAAAGAACGAGGACCAGCCGUUGAUGACAACGACGUGCACAGAAGAUGAUCCGAUGGAUACUGCAAAUGAUGAAAUUUAUAUGCAAGCAAGCAAGAAAAAUGUAGAAUUAGUGUGUAAAGAACAAGUAUAGAAGGAGUAUAUUUUUGUUCGUUUUGCUCCGUGGACGGAAAGCUUAUUUAUCAGUGUAGCGCCCAAGGUAGCGAGGCACCGUUGAGAAGAUCGUCUUUGUCCAGGAACUUCGCACCGUGGCAUAUUCUUCUGGUUGAACCUUACUUAAAAGAGCCGACAGAAGCAACCGAGAGUCUCUUUGAUUGUUA